UCUUAACACUUCAAAAGAAAGUGUGCAAAUGACUUUGAAUACAGCAUGUUAAUACAUCUCCACAUUUAGCAAACAAAUGUAAACACAAGCUGCCAAUACUUCCUCUUUUGGGAGAUCAGAGCUGUAAACCUUCAAUAAUGUCAAGCGUUCCACUCCUCGAUUUUCUGUGUGAGUAGGCACAGAAUGAGAGACUCAGCCACAGAAAGCCUCUGAUUCCUUUCCAAUACCACUCGGAGCUCCUUGAGACCAAUUCCCCCAUCUGCUAGAUGUAACAGUUGUGGAAUGAAUAAUUGGUGUCAAGUGGCCCCUGUAAUGCCCGCUGUGCUGCUAUGGGCUCAGCCGAACAUAAACACAACUCCGGCUGGCUACUUGAAGCACAAUCAGGACCUUGAGUGAGAAUUAUAUCUCACUUCAGGAGACAUCAAGGACUUCACUCCGCCAGACACAACACAAGUUCAGCAGAAUGAUGAAUGAUGACAAUCAAGACACAUUUAGAAAUGUCAACAGACAGCCAGGCCUUCAGAUAUGGACCAUCAAUAACAUGCAGAUGGUGCCUGUUCCAGCCCAAGGCUUUGGUAACUUUUUUGAGGGAGACUGUUACAUUGUUCUUAAUAUAAAUCAGAGCAAGGGCUCAGGCCAGUCGGCUGACAUCCACUACUGGAUAGGGAACUCCUCCUCUCAGGAUGAGCAAGGUGCAGCAGCCAUCUACGUCACCAAGCUGGACGAGCACCUGGGUGGGAGUCCGGUCCAGCACAGGGAGGUGCAGGGAAACGAGUCACCGCUGUUCAGGAGCUACUUCAAAAAUGGCCUCAUUUACAAGAAGGGUGGAGUGGCCUCAGGUUUUCAACAUGUUGACACAAAUGUCUACAACAUCCUGCGACUGCUACACGUCAAAGGGAGGAAGCAUGUCACAGCGACAGAGGUGGAGAUGUCAUGGAACAGCUUCAACAACGGAGAUAUAUUCCUGCUGGAUAUGGGAAAAGCCAUAGUGCAGUGGAACGGCCCACAGAGCAACAGGAGAGAGAAGCUCAAGGCCGUCUUGUUGGCUCAGGACAUAAGGGACAGGGAGAGAGGAGGUCGAGCUCAGAUUGGUCUGGUGGAGGGCAGCGAUGAGCAGGCUUCUCCAGAGCUCAUGAAAGUCCUGAUGGCAGUGCUCGGCCCAAGAACUGGGCAGCUGAAGGAAGCCAUUCCUGAUGAAGAACCUGACCAUGUCCAAAACACCAAUGUCAGACUCUACCACGUUUUUGAAAAUAGUGGAAAUCUAGUCGUUCAAGAAGUGGCCACGCAGCCUCUAACGCAAGAUCUGCUGCACUCUUCUGACUGUUACAUCGUGGACCAGAGAGGCUCAAAUGUGAUGGUGUGGAAAGGAAAACAGUCCUCCAAGGAAGAGCGGCAAGAAGCUCUUAACAGGGCAGUGGGCUACAUCAAAGCCAAGAACUACCCAUCCAGCACCAGUGUGGAUGUGAUGUCCGAGGGGGGAGAGUCAGCAAUGUUCAAGCACUUGUUUAAAUCCUGGAGAGAUAAAGGGCAAACUCAGGGUCUUGGUACCACCUACAACAUGGGAAAGAUAGCAAAGGUAGACCAAGUAAAGUUUGAUACGAUGGAGCUCCACGCACGUCCUGAACUGGCAGCACAGCAGCGCAUGGUGGAUGACGCCUCUGGAGAUGUUAAGGUGUGGCGUAUUGAGAACUUGGAGUUGGCAGAAGUAAAUCCAAAUACUUAUGGACAGUUUUAUGGAGGAGACUGCUACUUGGUGCUGUACACAUAUCAAAGAUCAAACCAGAAGCAGUACAUACUCUACAUGUGGCAGGGCCGUCAUGCCACUAAAGAUGAGAUAACAGCUUGCGCCUACCAGGCUGUCAAUAUUGAUAACAAGUACAAUGGAGCCCCGGUCCAGGUCAGGGUGGUCAUGGGAAAGGAGCCUCGCCAUUUCCUUGCUAUUUUCAAAGGCAAACUCAUCAUCUUUGAGGGUGGGACAGGCCGACCUGGCGUGGUCUCCCCUGACGGAGGUGCCAGGCUAUUCCAGGUCAGAGGGACUAACGAGCUGAACUCCAAGGCCACUGAAGUGCCGGCACGGGCCUCGUCUCUCAACACCAACGAUGUUUUCCUGCUGAAGACCGACCACAUAAUUUACCUGUGGUAUGGAAAGGGCUGCAGCGGGGAUGAGAGGGUGAUAGGGAGAGCGAUGUCUGAUGUGCUGUCCAAGCAGGACAAGCAGGUGGUAAUGGAGGGCCAGGAGCCAGCUGAAUUCUGGGUAGCUGUGGGAGGAAAGGCUCCCUAUGCCAGUGACAAGAGACUGCAGAGGGAGGAGCCUCCCCACAGUCCCCGGCUGUUUGAAUGCUCCAAUCAGACAGGUCAGUUCAGAAUGACCGAGGUGGAUGACUUCGCCCAGAGCGACUUAGACGAGGAGGAUGUCAUGCUGCUGGACACCUGGGAGGAGAUUUUCUUGUGGGUUGGAAACUCAGCCAACGAGUAUGAGACCAAGGAGGCAUGGAACAGUGCACAAGAAUAUCUGAGGACCCACCCUGCAGGCCGGGACCCUGACACACCCAAAACCAUUGUCAAACAGGGCUACGAACCGCCCACCUUCACUGGCUGGUUCAAUGCAUGGGAUCCUCAUAAGUGGAGCGGAGGCAACUCUUAUGAGGAAAUGAAAAAAAAGCUGAGUGAUCCAGCAUCUCUCUCACAGAUCACUGUUGAUCUGAACAACACUUAUCUCAAUAAAAGUCCUGUUGGGGUUAGUGGAGGUGAUAACAGGGCACCAGGAGGCCCCACAACCUCCCCUCCAGUCAACAGGUUCCACGGAGGAGAUCUGUCCCCCAGACCCUCUACUCCCACCAGCCCGUCCACACAGAGAGCUCAGUCUUCUGCAUCCAUGACUCAAUCCCCUUCCUCUAUCUACACUCCAUCAUCCCCCGCUGGUGGCACUGUGUCCCCCUCUGCUGGAGGCUCUAGGAUGUAUCUGGAACCAGAGCUCCUCAUCAACAAGUCUCCUAGUGAGCUGCCGCAUGGGGUGGACCCCAGCCAAAGAGAGGACUACCUGUCUGAUGCGGAUUUUGAAAACCUGCUCGGAACGAGUCGCUCAGACUUCAUGCGUCUGCCAAAAUGGAGGCAGAGUGACAUGAAGAAAAAAUCAGGACUUUUUUAAAAAAGGUUUGAUUACAUGAAGUCGUUGUCAAACCUUUCAAACAAAGGUAGCAUUUAAGCUGCUAGCUGAAAUAUGGAAUUGGCAGAGGCCUUGAUCAUUUCCCCAUCAACCGACUUGAAGUUCUUAAAAUGUAUACUAGAAUUAGCUUGAUAACAUGAUUGUGAUACAAAAAUAACUAAAUAAUGGCUUACACUAGGACUAUUUUCAAAUGUUAUGCUUUAUAUUUAUCUAUAUUUUUCAAUGUUUUACGCUGAUCGCACCAUGAUCAAGUUUUUUCAAGAUAUUACGGUCAAUGGCUGAAUCACUUAAAUCGUGAAUAAACACUCAAAACCUUCAA
Messenger RNA from Etheostoma spectabile (orangethroat darter), 3485 nucleotides. It is a transcript of the gene vill, whose product is annotated as villin-like. Gene Ontology annotation, cellular component: cytoplasm; actin cytoskeleton. The record is from RefSeq and is a predicted model, not a curated record. The transcript is spliced from 21 exons. Gene Ontology annotation, molecular function: phosphatidylinositol-4,5-bisphosphate binding; actin filament binding. Lineage: Eukaryota; Metazoa; Chordata; Actinopteri; Perciformes; Percidae. Bases 464 to 3148 code for a protein of 894 amino acids. Gene Ontology annotation, biological process: cytoskeleton organization; actin filament severing; barbed-end actin filament capping.